CUUAGGUGUGCCAAAAUGUCAGAAAGAUCAGAUAUUCUUCACUUCAAAUUUGACAAUUAUGGGGAUUCGAUGUUACAGAAAAUGAACAAACUAAGGGAAGAAAACAAAUUUUGUGAUGUCGUGGUCCACAUAGAUGACAUUGAAGUUUAUGGGCAUAAAAUUGUAUUUGCUGCCGGCUCUCCCUUCUUAAGAGAUCAAUUCUUAUUAAACGACUCUAGAGAGGUAAAAAUCUCCAUCCUGCAGAGUUCGGAAGUGGGGAGGCAGUUGCUUUUGUCCUGUUACAGCGGCAUUCUGGAGUUUCCUGAAAUGGAGCUGGUAAACUACCUGACUGCUGCAAGCUUCCUGCAGAUGAGCCAUAUUGUGGAGCGCUGCACGCAGGCGCUCUGGAAGUUUAUAAAGCCGAAGCAGCCGCUGGAGAGCAAGGAGGAGUGUGAACAGCAAAGCGACUCUUCAGAGUUGAAGGAGCAUCAAGAUGACGACUCUCUGCAACAAGAUUCGCCUUGUAUUCAGCCUUCAGAAGACAGUAUGGAUAUGGAGGACAGCGAUAUUCAGAUUAUCAAGGUGGAGUCUAUUGGGGAGGUAACAGACGUUAGGAAUAAGAAGGAUCAGAACAGAUUUAUUUCUUCUGAACAAACUGCAAUGCAUUCAUCAGAGCCUCAACACUUUCUAAUCAACUCCACUGUUGAAAACAGAACAAGCGAAAUGGAGCAAAACCACCUGCACAACUACGCCCUUUCAUAUGCUGGGAGUGAUAACAUCAUUCUGGCCUCUAAAGAUAUGUUUGGGCCUAACAACCGAGGUAUAGACAAAGGUCUGCAAUGGCACCAUCAGUGUCCAAAGUGCACAAGAGUAUUUCGGCAUUUGGAAAACUAUGCUAAUCAUUUAAAAAUGCAUAAACUAUUUAUGUGUCUUCUCUGUGGCAAGACAUUCACCCAGAAAGGCAACCUCCACCGGCAUAUGAGAGUACACGCAGGCAUCAAACCUUUCCAAUGUAAGAUCUGUGGGAAAACAUUCUCUCAGAAAUGUUCUUUACAGGACCAUCUCAACCUGCACAGUGGGGACAAGCCCCAUAAAUGUAACUACUGUGACAUGGUCUUUGCUCAUAAACCUGUUCUGAGGAAACAUCUUAAACAGCUGCAUGGUAAAAAUAGCUUUGACAAUGCCAAUGAAAGAAACGUUCAAGAUAUAACAGUGGACUUCGAUUCAUUCACAUGUAGCACUGCUACAGACAGUAAGGUCUGUCAGCAAGCUGAUGCAAGCCAGGUACUGGAUGCAGGGAAACUGCCUCAGGCUGUGCUAAGUUUAAGAAAUGACAGUACCUGCGUCAACUAAGCAAUUUAUAAACGUCCUCUGUAGGGCUCAUGAGAGAGAGGAGCAAACAGUUCGUCUGGGCUCUCACCUAAGCUAGUGGUGUGCCCUGCAAGGCUACGUUUGGAUGGAGGGUUGUAUUGCAAAUCCUGGCAGGGCUUCAGCCGUCGCUCGUAGUCUUACUUGAUACCUUCUGUGAAUAACAAUCUUCCUUCAGGUUUCUGUCUGUGUCUCUACUGUGGAUUAUGGGGUUAAUUGCUUCAUUUCUCUCUGAUUAGGAGACUCAAGACUAACACCUUUUGAAAGACUGUUCCUGUUGUCUGCAAGUAAACCAUCUGCUGUACAGUUAGAGGGCUCUCUGUGUCUGGGCAGAUGGAGGAAAAAGCAAAGAGGACAAGUCUGUGAGAUAACCCAGUUUUUUUGUUUUGUUUUUAAGCACUGGAUAACUGAAAGCACUCCAUAUAGUUAAAUACUAAUUUGUUCUAAACUUACCUGUUAAAAGUUACCUUUCUCAGUCUUACUCCUAGACCCCUACAGGUAAAAUGAAGUAUUUUUGUGUCAGUUUUUUGCCCUUUCUAAACUAUUUCAAGACUCCUGUUAUCACUGAACACUAUCUUAAAAGCUCUCAGGGUUUUUAACCUAUAUAUGCAUUAUAGAAAAAUAAAGCCCUGAAUCCUUUAGCAGGGUUAGUCGAUCAUUGCAUAGAAGUGUUUAAAAUGAGAAUAAAUUGCAGCUCUGGAAUGCAUGAGGCUGGCUGCCUAGAGUGCAGGUAUGACCUCCUUAUGCUGUCAUACCUAAGAUUAUCAAAGGGCACUUACCACU
Messenger RNA from Tinamus guttatus (white-throated tinamou), 2130 nucleotides. The record is from RefSeq and is a predicted model, not a curated record. NCBI's taxonomy places the organism in Eukaryota, Metazoa, Chordata, Aves, Tinamiformes, Tinamidae.